This is a messenger RNA of Colletotrichum chrysophilum, 1266 nucleotides long. RefSeq lists its product as uncharacterized. Gene Ontology annotation, molecular function: protein-membrane adaptor activity. Lineage: Eukaryota; Fungi; Ascomycota; Sordariomycetes; Glomerellales; Glomerellaceae. The coding region runs from base 1 to 1266 and encodes 421 amino acids. The record is from RefSeq and is a predicted model, not a curated record. The transcript is spliced from 2 exons. Gene Ontology annotation, biological process: nuclear envelope organization. Gene Ontology annotation, cellular component: nuclear envelope; meiotic nuclear membrane microtubule tethering complex.
AUGGGCGGCCCAUCGUUGGACAAGGCUUCUGCGAAGGGUGGCUAUCGUUUCAUCUCCGACGAACACUGGCGGGCGAUCAGAGAUAAGCUCAAAAAGGACCCCGAUUACCAAAAGGCGACCAACCCCCCUGAUCCAGGUGUCUCAGCUUCCGACGUCGAUAACAUUUUCCAGAACAAGCUUUCCAAGUCUUGGGAGGGGUGGCUGCGGAGCAACAACGAGAAGGUGGCUAAGAUUUUGGAGCCUGCCUUUGGCACGUCGAUACCGGAUAAGAUCGAGAAAGACCUCGACCAGAAGAUUGAGGAGUAUGUGAAGGAUCUCAACAAGGACAAGGGAAUUACAGAUAUUGUGGUCACGCGGAAGGAGUUCAUUGGACACCUGAACAACGAACUUACCACUCAUCGCGCCGAGGUCAGGGCCGAAGCCGAGGAGUUAAAGAAGAACCUCGAGCAGUACAUCGCCCAGUCAGUCGACCUUGCAGUGAGCAAGGCCCCUCCUUCCGGCGUCUCCCGAACAGAGAUGAUACACAUUGUCGACGACAUGAUCCGCCAGGCGAUUGCAAAUGCCGGACUGGAGGCCCUCGCGAAGGGCACUAUCGGGGCCAACUGGAACCAGGAACUUAGCCGCCAGGUCAACUAUCUCACAGUCGGUAGCGGUUCUAUCGUCGACAUCAAGCACACGUCGCCGAAUUACAAGCCGGAGUUCGUCGGGCCGAUAGGAUCUCCCGCCUGGCUGAAGAGCACGAGACGAAGCCCCUGGGUCUUACAACCCGCCAAGACCCAAACGCGCUGGGACGAUGAUGGUGAAUGCUGGUGCGGCCGACCAACUGUGAGCAAAAAUGGGAAACACCUGGGCGUGUUCAUCUCCUACUUGCUCAGUCAUGAGAUUGUCCCACGGCACGUCGUCGUCGAGCACAUUCUGCCGGGCGCCACCUUGAACCCCGAUGCCCGGCCUCAGGACAUCGAGAUCUGGGCUUACAUCUCAGAGAUCAACAUGCGCCAGCGCGUGGAGGACUUCUCGGCCAGUCAUUUCCCCGAACCAGACACGGCAUCACGCAAGAAGUGGUUGUCGGAUGGUUGGGUCAAGAUCGGCCAGUUCACGUACGAGAGCAACGACACCAUCAACGGAAUCUACGUCCACCAGCUCAGCCCCGAGUUGGUGAAGCUGGGAGCUUCGACAGAUCACAUCACCAUUCGUGCGGUGAACAACUAUGGCGCCGAUCACACCUGUAUUUACAGGGCACGUCUCUUUGGCGAGAGAUUGGUUUAA